GAAUCUUAUCGAUUUAAGACAUCUGACAGCAAAAGUCCCACUCAAAAUUCACUUCUUUCCUUCUCUCUCUCUCUCUCUCUUAAUUCUUUCUCUCUCUAAAACUCUGCAACAUCUACUACUAAGCUACUUUAAAAAGCAGCAGUAGUAAAACUUUUUACAGCUCGAAGUUGCUUCAAAUGAAGUGAAAAAUUUCACUUCUCAAGAUCUAUUUCAACACUGAUUUCUUUAUUUAAUCUUCUCUCCAAAACAAAAUAAUAUUAGUGUUCAAAAUAGAGAGAGAUCUGCUGCAAAUGGUUCGCCCUCUCCUCUUCUCCCUCUUUCUUCUGCUGUUAGGGUCUACAUCAAAUGGAUUAACACCAACGCCUUACAGAGAUGAUGAUGCUUCAUCGAACUCAAACGAAAUGAGUGCUCUUAGGCACCCCAAGGCAGAUGCUCGGAGUUUAUCAUCAUCUAGCCCAAUCAAAACGAGUUCCGUCAGUCAUGCUGUGGCAGCAGUGGGAGGGAUAGGGGCCAAUUGGGGGUCUCAAUCAACUCACCGAUUGCCACCGGAAAUAGUGGUGAGAAUGCUAAGAGAAAACGGGAUCCAAAAAGUGAAGCUUUUCGAUGCGGAUUACGACACUUUAAAAGCUUUGGGAAAAUCGGGAAUUCAAGUGAUGGUUGGCAUUCCAAACGACAUGCUCUCGACUUUCGCCAGCAGUUCAAAAGCUGCUGAAAAAUGGGUCUCGCAAAACGUCUCCCAUCAUCUCACCACAAACAAUGUUCUGAUCAGGUACGUGGCCGUAGGAAACGAGCCUUUCUUGGCGACGUACAACGGAACCUUCCUCCGAACAACUUAUCCGGCACUAGAAAACAUCCAAAAAGCGCUCACAAAAGCCGGCCUUCAGAACCAAGUCAAGGUCACGGUCCCGCUAAAUGCCGACGUCUACGAGAGCGCCAGCACCCUACCAUCCGGCGGCGAUUUCCGGGCCGACAUCCACGACAACAUGAUCCGGAUCGUGAAACUGCUAAGCGACAACGAGGCCCCGUUCACGAUCAACAUCUACCCGUUCAUAAGCCUCUACAUCGACCCGAACUUCCCCGUCGAGUACGCCUUCUUCGACGGGGGCGCGACCCCACUCAACGACGGCGGCACGAGCUACUACAACAUGUUCGACGCCAACCACGACACCCUCGUGUGGGCCCUACAGAAGAACGGCUUCGCCAACCUCCCGAUCGUAAUCGGCGAGAUCGGAUGGCCCACGGACGGCGACCGCAACGCGAACAUCGACUACGCGCAACGCUUCAACCAGGGCGUCAUGGCCCGUAUAACGGCCGGGCGCGGGACCCCCAUGCGGCCCGGCCCGAUCGACGCGUACCUGUUUAGUUUAAUCGACGAGGACGACAAGAGCAUACAACCGGGGAACUUCGAGCGCCAUUGGGGUGUGUUCCGUUUCGACGGUCAACCCAAGUACUCGCUCAACCUAGGUGGGCCCACGGGCGCGCUCGUGCCGGCGAAAAACGUGAGCUACUUGGAAAAGAAGUGGUGCAUUAUGAAGCCGAAUGCGAGGGUUGAUGACGCGCAGUUGGCUGCGAGUGUGAGCUACGCAUGUGGGAGAGGGGAUUGCACGUGCUUAGGGUACGGAACUUCGUGCGGGGGUUUGGACGCGAGGGGGAAUAUUUCGUACGCGUUCAAUAGUUAUUAUCAGAAGAAUAAUCAGAUGGAUGAAGCAUGUAAGUUUGACGGUUUAGGGACAAUCACGAGGGCUGAUCCGACGGUGGGGAGCUGCGUGUUUGAGAUCGCCAUCAAGCCGUACUAUAGUGGUGCAUCGAGAGUUUCGUUUUCGGGGUUGAAGACAUUGGUUCUUGGUUUGUGUAUGUUUUUAUUGACUGGUUUGUGAUUUUGAAUUUUUUUUUUUUUUGGGAGUUUGGUUUGUGACACUGCAGCAUUCAUGGUGAAAAAACCAGGCAUGAUUUUUAAUCCUUUUUAUUUAUUUAUUGGUUGUUGUUGUAGAGGGGUGUGGUAUUAUUAAUAUUAAUAUUACGAUAAACCCCUGAACUUAGGUCAAAUUAUGAAAAACUCCCCCAUUUAUCUGUAAUUAUCAAAAUCCCUCUGAUGAUUGUUUAUGUC
This is a messenger RNA of Erythranthe guttata (spotted monkey flower), 2107 nucleotides long. RefSeq names its product glucan endo-1,3-beta-glucosidase 6. Gene Ontology annotation, molecular function: hydrolase activity, hydrolyzing O-glycosyl compounds. NCBI's taxonomy places the organism in Eukaryota, Viridiplantae, Streptophyta, Magnoliopsida, Lamiales, Phrymaceae. The record is from RefSeq and is a predicted model, not a curated record. Gene Ontology annotation, biological process: carbohydrate metabolic process.